Molecule: messenger RNA, 10953 nt
Organism: Anastrepha ludens (Mexican fruit fly)
Lineage: Eukaryota; Metazoa; Arthropoda; Insecta; Diptera; Tephritidae
Gene: MESR3
Exons: 5
Coding region: 2944-3798 (284 amino acids)
Biological process (GO): regulation of transcription by RNA polymerase II
Cellular component (GO): nucleus
Molecular function (GO): DNA-binding transcription factor activity, RNA polymerase II-specific; RNA polymerase II cis-regulatory region sequence-specific DNA binding
Source: RefSeq, a predicted model, not a curated record
GUAUGUAAGGUUGUCUGAGAAAAUGAAGUCACAAUUAGACAUGAGUUAAUGACAGGCAGGUUAAUUAAUUAAAUAACUGGAAUUUCAGUGAUGUCGAUUAAAAAUUUAAUGCUUCAUGCUUCCAGGUAGGUUAGAUUGAGUAUGUUGAGGUUAUGCUUCUAUAGAUUUGGUCAAGUCAAGUUAAACUAGGUCUAAAAUAAGUUUGGUAAGAUUAGUUAACUUUAGACCGAAAUCGAAACUUUGCUAAAGAAAAUUUUUUUAUAAACUCAAAAUCUAUUAUGGGCCUAGUUUAAUUAUAAUUAGACCCCCAAGUAUAUUAAAGAACAACCCAGGUGGGUGAGGUUGGGUUGUUAGGUAGAAAAGAAUUUAGUUAAUAUGAAAUAAUUUUGUGGGUGCUUAAGUCUAAAGGAAAGAUUUGCACAAACGCAACUUCGCACAGCAAAAGUUGAUCCGAAACCCUCUAAUAAAGCAAAAAAACAUUAGCCUGACACAUCUGCAUUAUUAUAUCAUAUAAAGGGCACCUUAUAAUUUUGCACUCGAUAAUUUUCCAAAAAUCUUUCCAUUAGAGUUAGGUUAGGUUAUGGUGGUAGUCGGCUUUUACGACCUAAUCCACUUAGACCUAACAGGUCCGUUGUGAUACACAGGAAGCUCAUUUAUUUAUCUUCAUUAAAUAAUUGUUUGGCUCUUAUGAAGCACAGUAUUGGUCCAAUCCCCACGCCGGACAGUUUCGUAAGAAAAUUAAAAAAGGAUUUACCUAGAAAAUUUGCAAGGAACUGUUCAACUGUUUCUUCAUCUUCCUCAUCUUCCUCAUCUCUACAACUUCUACAAUAUGUAAUGGAAAAAACUCCUAGUUUCAAGGAAUGAGUGCCAAAUAGCCAACGGCCGGUUAUACAAGCCACUACAUUCGAGAUAUCCUCUGUUGACAGUGUAAGCAAUUCCUUAUUCUUUUUCUUAUUUACUUGCGGCUGCAAUAGCCUAGUUCUAACGCAUUGCCUUCAUCUCUCCAUGACCUAUUGGCCUCUUGAAUAAUGUUUUUUUAUUAUUAUUAGUUUGCUCGUGACCAUAGGCAUCCCAAUGGUCCUUAUAUUACUAAGCAGUUGAAGAGUAGUACCUUUCCUGGCUAGCUUAUCGGCUUUACAAUUUCCUUCAAUGCCUUUGUGCCCCGGAACUCAAAUGAGUCUGACCUUGAAUACGACACUAAGAUCAUUUAGGCCUUCCAUGAGAGUUUCUUUGCCUAAUGGAUCGAACGAUGACUAAUAACGCUUGUGUCAACUGUCUCAUGCUACUGAUAAAACUCAUCAGAUGGCUAAUUAUGUGGUUUGGAAAUCCCAAACUUCGGUGCAGGGCCUGAUGGGAUACUAUGAAGCCCUUUUGGGGUUUACUUUUACGAAUAUGCUGAAAAAGGUGCAAAUCAGAAUAAAAAUAAAUGUAGUUAGUGCCAAGCGAAGAGUAAUGAAACUAGAUUUAACCUGUUCAGAUUACCUGAGGAAGAGGGAAUGCCCGAAUUUUGAUGGUAGUUGUUGUUCAGUAUAUCCAGUUAUCAGAGAUUUUGAUGAUAGUUGUUGUUCAGUAUAUCCAGUUAUCAGAGAUUUUGAUGGUAGUUGUUGUUCAGUAUAUCCAGUUAUCAGAGAUCAACCACAAUCAAUUGCAAAUAAGCAAUAAGAUCAAGUUGUCUUAAGAGACGCGUCUUAGGUUGAAUCUAUGUUGAUUUGGCUAUUGAAAUAAUAUGCAAAGCCGGCUUCUCCAGAAAUGACCAAUAAUGUUAUGCUUCAGGGGAUAAGGUUAAGGUAUAAUUUUAAGAAUUUUUGGCGAAACAGUUAAUGUUAGGUUAAUUAGGCAACUUCCAUAAAAUAACUCAACAUUUGGAAAAUAUUUUCAUUCCUAAUAUUUUUUUUUUUCAUUGCUAAAAUAUCGAAAAUUAUGUGGGAGUGACUGCGUAUCUCCGGAGGCACCACGGAAAAAGGGGUUUCGCGGAGUGAAUCACAGCUCGAAACAGAAUCCAUCUAAAAGGACAUGUUGCUUGAGUUAUGAAAUGGAGGAUUUGUUUUUUUUUAGUUUUUUUUUUAAUUUUUAUAGUACUGGAAGUUAAAAAAAGCCGGUUUUUGCUGUUGGGUUAUUAAAAAAAAUUGACAAAACAAAAAGACUCCCAGUCAUACUGGGUGAAUUAUAAGAAGAAAUACUACAUAUGUACAAUAAUUUCAAAACGAUUGGGACAGCAGAUUUACACUACAAACGGACUUUAAAAAUAUCAAAGUUCAGAAAACACUUCAAAGUCGAUCUGAUAUAGAAACGAGGCAUGGAGCAACGAUAUUGAGGUUUUAAGUAUUUAUUAAAAAGAAAACAAUAAAAAUACCAAAGAAAAAAGUUGAGAUAGUAAUCCUUUAAAAGAAUAAAAAUCCAAAUGCCCAAAAAAGUUAAAUACCUUACCCCCGCUUAAUGUAUCUCGGGUUGCAGUAAAGCAGCCUAGACUCUCAUUCAUCUGCUUUCCUACUAUCCGAAGUUGCUGUAAAAUCAGUCAAGAAAAGUAGUGUGACAAGGCUAACAGCACACAAGAAAACGCUACACUUGAAAUUACGGAUUAACCAGUAGACUACUUAGUUGUAAGUGAGUCGUCUCUACCUUAACUACUUAGUACUCAAAAACCUCUUUCGCUCAAUAAAAAUUCCAACUGGGCAGAAUGCUAUUUGAUUUAUUGACAUUUGAAUUUGAAAAAAGAAAACUUCAAUAGAAAACAGUUCAAGGGAGAAAGUGCAAAUAUAUUUAGAAGGUGAAUUAUUUACACUCACUCAAACAACAGUUUACGUCAAUUAGUGGCAAUUCAGUGAAGUGAUACAAGAAAGAAAAAAAGCAGUCGCUCCACAUAUCUCACGUAAUUUUGACAACGUUCUUGGUUAAAAUUACAAACUUUCAAAGGAAUAAUUAAAAGUCGCCUAAAGUAACAAAAUGCUCCACAACAUGCAACGUCGUCGCUUAGGCUCCGUUGGCGAUUCGGCACCACCAUCCGAAUCCUCCGAGGGCACAAAUUCUUCCGAGCAGAAUGAGCUGAUGAUCAAUCCCGAUUGGUCGACACACUCACACACCUCCUCGGUACACACAAAUACGCACACCACUGCGUCGACUACCAAUACAGUGAACAAUCACAAUAAUUCAUAUUUCAUUGGCUCCGAUGUGGAUGCCGACACGCUCAGCAUCGACACCACGAGCAACUCAAAUCUAUCCGAAUACGAACGCGGUCAAGUGGAGAGUUUUUUCGGUGGCUUGGGCACAGAAAUAUUCGUAUGCUCAUCGCUAGCCAACCUCUACGAAGGCACCGGCAAGGAGGGUGAUUGGCGUCUCGUCUUCACCGGCAUACCAGUCGUCUUGCACGAUCGCGGCAGUGCACGCGCACGCACCGUACCACGUGUCACACUCGUGCUAGCCGAACGCGGUUCUUCCUUUGCGCUCUGGUCGGAUCGCAUUGACAAUUUGUCAAAUUAUCGCGUCGCUGGCCCAUCCUUUCACACGAUGUGCCUCUCAACGAACCAUCAGCAGCUGAUUGGCUUCAGUUUCGAUUCAACCGACUCGGCACGUGAACUCUAUCAUCACAUUGAGAAGCUGGUGAGUGAUCCGGAGAAUAUAGCACUCUCAGUGCCGGGUAAAAAGAAGCAGAAACAGAAGCGUGUGAAGCCAGCACCGUUGCCGCCCAAAUCGCAGAUUUCACAGCCAUGUCAAUUUCAGCACGUAACGAGUGUCACGAAGGACGACACAGACCGGUACUAUAGCAUGCAGGCAUUUGCGCCGUCGGUAAAGCAUCGUUGAGGGGGCGCCAGUGCAUGGCAGUGGGAGUGAGCGAGGGAAAGGUGUAAUGCAGAAGCCAUAAAGUUACACACAUACGUGCAUGCAUGUGUAUGUAUGUAUGUAUGCACAUGUUUCGCAUGUAUUUUAAGCGAAGUGAAACGACGUCAAUUCGUCAGCUUAGUCACUAAGUAACCUUUUAACAAUCUGAAAUUUUUAUCAGUAAUAUAAUAUUUCUAUAGAAAAAAAAAACUAUAUGACAACAGCAAACAGUUAUAAAUGAUUGAGUUUAUCUGCGUAUCUGUAUAUGUAGCUUAAAACCAUAAAUCGUCGUUUGUAUAUUUCUACGCGCCUGCAAGCCAGACAAUUUUGUGUAAUAACUAAAGGGAAAAUCAAAGUAAAAAGUAAAAUUAAAAUUAAAAUAAAAAUAUUUAAUAUAUUUGUGCAUGUGUAUGUGUACAUAUGUAUGUUACACUGAAUUUGUAUGUUGCAUAUGCAUGUUUAUCUGUGAUAUAGACAAAAAUCCAUUUUAUAUAUUCGAAAUAGUUAUAUAACUGAAAUCGGUUUUGUUUUUAAGGAUUUCUUGCAAUUUUAUAUCUACAGACAGACAGACAGAUAAAUAGAUAUGUAGAUAUUAAGCGCAAACGAACGAUAGCGAAUACGAGUAAUCGGGCGAAGGCAGUUAAUUAAAGCGAAGUGAACACUUCGCAAGGAUAUCCAGGAUAUUUCAUAUUAUAUUAAAGUCCAUAAUUAUUCUUAGUCCUAAGACAUAUUUAUAUUGAGGUUAUUAAAAACUUAUCGUCGUUAUAAAUAAUUAUAAAUAUUAAAAAAUACACAGUUAAAGCAAAAUUUGUUAAAUUCAUGGGAAUGGAAAUUCCAGUUGAAUAGCAAAAUGUUAAGUGUAAGAUUUUGAGGUUGAUUAGAAUUUGGUUUUUGUUCGAAGUUUUCACAUUUUUAAACGAUUUUAUAAAGAACGAUAAUUAUUAUUUGCGAAAAAGGUGCAUAAAAUAUAUUUUAAUUUUAGUAAUUUUAUUUUUUAGAAGUUUUCUAUUUUAUUCAGUAGUAGUUAUUAGUUCUACUUUACACUUGAUUAACUAAAAUAUUUUGAUUGGCGAUAAGAUUAUUUUCGAUUUUGUUUUUGUACUAACUGCAUUUAUUUUUUAGAUACUUUGGCUCAUCAUUCUUGAAUGAUACUGAUGGCCUUAGAGAAAUAAGUGUCAGCCAAAUCAAUUUGUUUGCACUUAAAACGAAAUGGUUUAGCCAGGAGUAGCAGAUAAACAGCUGCUGUGGUACCACAAUGGAUCCGCAACGGUGUAAGUGAGUUUACUGCAUUCAAGAACAUGCGACAGUAAAAGUUAUCCAGCUAAAAUUUAUAUGCACGUGAAAUCUUAAAUUUUAUAUAUACGAUUAGAGUAAGUUUGCAUAGUCAAUUGUUCAUUAUCUCCCCAAAUAAAGUUUUCAAAGGGCCUUAAGGGGUUAUACGCAGUUAUGAAGCAAAUAAAAGACGGGUUGUCAAGGAUUUAUCCUGAAGAAACUUCAGAAUAUUUUAAUUUGAAAAUAUUUGGCGGUUAUAAAAGCAUCCUUCAAGAACGUAACAAAAUUUUUUAUUUAUGAAAAUGUUGAUUAUAGAGCGCGCUGCAGGCGAUUUCUGGAACCUCCUUUAAAAAAAGACGAUUUACGGUGUACAUCGUAACUCAGGAUUGGAUUAUCUGAAAUCAAAAAACCAAACAAAUUUUGUUAAUAUGUAUACAGUAGGUUCUGUUUUUAGGCGGUAGAUACGUUCCGCAAGAAACAGCAUAAAAAAAGCUACUAGUUCUAUAGUAAAACUAUAGAUACGUUUCAAAUGCUAAAACCGCAUAAAUCUGAAAUAAUCGCAUAAAAAAGGGCACUAAUCCCAUAUUAUUACUAUAGAUUCGUUCCAUAGACCGCAUGAAUCUGAAAUAAUUAAAUAAAAUCGCAUAAACAAAAUAUUGUAUCUUUGAAAAUUAUAUCUUUAUAUAUCUUCCAUACUUGUAGGGUUAGCAUUUCUGAUGUAAUCUGUGAUGAGUUUUUGCUUAGCUGGUUUAGAAUCUUGUUUAUAUGUACAAUUCCCGAUAGGUCGACAUGCAUUUUGUAAUUUUAAAAAAAACCGCACUAUUUCAAAACCGCAUAAAAAAAAGCCGCAUAAAAACAGAACCUACUGUAUUAGAUUAUCUAGUAAUUAAUCGUUCGGCUAAUCAAAAUAGUGAAUUUUCACAAAAUGGCAGCUUUUAAAAGAAAUGAUUUCGAUUUUUACGUUAAAAUUUGGCCGUAAAUUGAUUAUAAAAUGGAAAAUAAGUAUCAGAUUUACAAAAGGAACGAUUAAUUACUAGAAAAUGUAUCUUUAAAGAUUGAGUUAAAACGGUUGACCGAUCAAACAAGCCGUUUUCGAGAUAUCGUGUACACCGACUUGAAAAAUGCCGUUUUGAAAAAAACACGUUUAAAGUUUCAAUACCUACCUUAAAACGUGCCGAGGCAUCUCUACAUAUUUAGGUAUAACUCCGAAAGUAUUGCUUAGAUCUACUUCAAAUUUCGUGCGUAUACUUUUGAAUAUAUGUACAUUACAAAAAUGCAAUAAAAAAAAAUCGAUUUUUUUGAAAGUCAUAACUGCGUAUAACCCCUUAAAGUUUCAAAGGACUAAAUUUUCAAAAACUUGUUUUGAAUAAUUAUACUCAAACUAUGAUACUAAUAUGGACAUUAAAAAAAGAGGAUAUAUCCAACUAUUAAACAACAUUUUUUGUUUUAUAAACAAUUUUUAAUAUGAAAAUGUUUAAUAUUUUUUUUUUGCAAUUUUCGGCAAGAUAAAUAUAGUACAAUGAAGUCUUCUGAGAAAUGCAUCCUGAAAUAUACAUGAAAUUUCCUAAUGAAUUAAUUUGAAAUAUAUAUAUAUAUAUAUAUAUAGAUGCUGAAGGUAUAUAAAAGGUCUUUUAAAAUACGCGCCUAGAGGUAAUUUUAAUAUAAAACACGCCAAAUUUUUGACUCUUUCAGGUUUCAACUUUCUUUGUUCAAACAACAGUUCUUAAAAAUUAUAUGUGAAUCGAUUCACGAAUGCCUUAUUGUUGAGAGCGUCGAGAUAUCGAUAUUUAAUGUUGUAUUUUUCUACCCUCGACAGAAACAGCUUAUUAAAAUUUGUUCACCAACCUUUGAAUUUCCGACUCAUUCGGACGAAUAUUUGCACCAAAAAAAUCCGUAAUUCUGCGAUAUUUUGUUCUGAAAGAUCGACCAUGUCCAUGAUAGCAUAGAAAAAAGAUACCGUCUAGGAAUUUUUCACUAGUGACAUCUAGGCGGCACUUUUAAAACACCCCAGCUGCGUUCUUUUUGCUGUUUUAUAAAACGAAAAAAAAGUUGAAAUUUCUUUCUAUGAAAUAAGGCAUACGUCAUUGAUGCUAUAUACGAUUUAUAUAUAGUAGUAUUAGCAAAACGUAGUAAAACAAUGUUGUGUGUAAAAUGUCACUUUGACAACGAUAUCGAUCACUGCAGCCAUCGACCGAGAAAAUAAUGGGUUUCUUUUCUCUAAACUAGUACUAUAAAACGUAUAGUCUCACGUGCAUAUCAAAUUUUUGCCGGAUAAUGAAAAAAGUUGAUUCUUGUCGCACAGUGUAAUGCAUGCAUGUUAUGGUAUUGAUCUUUUUUAUUUGUUCUUUCAACUAUUUUUUGCUGUUUUUGUAUAAAAUCAAAGGUUUAUUUAGGGCCUUUGAGUGACAAAGUUUGGUUUUGAUUCACCCUACAAAAAAUCCAGUACCAACUAAGUGGAUUUUCAAUAGGCAUACAACUCUUUUUUGGUUCCAAUACUAAGCUUUUAUGACCGAUAUAUUUAAUCUUAAUUGGUGUGGUAUUUAAAACCUAUGGUGCGGUAAAAAAUUAAUUUAAAUUAAAUAAUCCGAUGUAAAUAAAGAACAGGUUUCUGCUCACCGGCAUUACCAGCCUUGAAAAUAGUUGAACAAAGUAGCUGGCUUCUACUAUAUUUGUGUAGUAUUUUCGGAACUAGAAAACGAAUUUUUACAAGACAGUUGAGCAUUUGAAAAAGUCUAAAGUGUGGUUUAGAAAGAGUUAAGGUGCGCUUUAGGAUGGAAAAUCAUACUUUAAAUAUAGGGCCCGCCAUCUCUCGUUACGGAUUUGAACUAGGUAUUAUUUGAAGAAUGGUAACACUUAGCUGUCAUCUGAUUUGACAGAAAAUUAGUUUUAUUCUUCCGCUGAACGAAAAUGGUUGUGGAUACGCUCAAAGAACGCUGGGAAAUAUUGCGACAUUACUUUGAAGAUCAUGGUAAUGUUGCAGAAUGUGUACGAAAAUUACGUAUGGCAAUGGGAAGAAGAAAAUCACCGAAUGAAGCGUAUGUGCGUUACUUUGCGAAAAAAGUAAGAGAAACUGGGUUGUUUAUUGACAAACCAACACGUGACCGACCAAAAACCGUGCGGUGCCGUCAAAGACCAGUGUUAUGCCAACAAACCAGCAACAAUUGAUGCACUGAAGACCAACAUACGCGAUGUCAUAGCUGAAAUACAGGCGCAUACAAUCGAAAAUGUGUUGAAAAAUUGGACCGAUCGUAUAGGAUAGUGCAUGGCUGGUCGAGGUAGCCAUAUGAAUGAAGUUGUAUUCCAUCAUUAACCGGAAGGAUUGUACUUCAAAAUAAAAAAAACAGUUUGGAAAAAUAUUGAGUAGUUUCUUUUUUAUAGCAUUUUUAAUUCCGUAAAGUUGUAUGGCGGACCCUUUAUAUUUAAAGUGAGCUUUUCACUGAUUGCCUUUGAGUGAAGUAAAGUACACAUUAAGGGGAUUUAAAAGAUGGUUAAAGUUCACUUUAAAAAAGUUAAAACAUAGUUUAAAAGGAGUUGAAGUAUGAAAGUAUAAAAGUGAAUUUAAGUUUACUAUACUUUAAAGAGUGUUAAAAGAGAGUUUAAAACGUUAGAGUUCACUUUAAAAAUAGUUCAAUUAUAUUUUGAGAUCACUAAAUUGCCCUUUAGAGACAUUCACUUUUAUCAGACAGUUCAAAAGGCGAAAAGUGGUUGAGUCCGUUUCAAAAAGUGACUUUAAGUGACUUAAAGUAUACUUUAAAGAACAUUACGAGAUAGUUAAAAGGGUUAAAGCAUACUUGGAAAAGAAUUAAAGUGCCCUUUAGAAAUUGUCAAAGUGCACUUUAUGGUCAAUAAUUUAUAUCAGACAGUUGGAAAAGUUGGGUUUCAAAGAGAGUUAAAGUGCACUUUUAAGUGAAUUAAAGUAUGCUUUAAAAAUCGUUCAAAGAGAGUUAAAAUGCUUAAAACAUACAUACGUUAAAAAGCGUUAAAGCACACUUUAGAGAUACUAAAGUGCAUUUUAGAGACAUUUACUUCCAUCAGAUAGUUGAAAAAGCGGGAAUUAUGAGUUAUAUUUCUCUUUUGAUUGAAUUAAAGUAUGCUUUAAGGAGGGUUCAAAAUAUUUAAGUAUACUGUAAAUAGGUUAAAGUAUGAUUUAUACAAGUUAAAGUGUACUGUUAACGGAGUUAAAUAUACUUUAAAGCCAUCAAAAAAGUUCACUUUAGAGCCAUGACUUUUUAACAGAUAGCUGAGAAAAUAAAAAGAGGUAAUGAAUGAGGCCAAACUAGCUUUACUAGCUAUCUUUAAAGUGCACUCUUAAACUAUUAAAAACUAAAAUGCAGCCGUUGUCAGCUCAUCCACGACAAGUGAAAACCACUAAUAGUUUAGACACACGGCGGCAUUAAUUGGGAUUACCGGCGCAGUUUAUCUGAUUAAAAUUGUACGAGUAGUAUGACAGGCUCUUGUUACGCGGAUUAGUGAACAGCUGAUUUGCUAUUGGAAAGUUUUUCUUUAAAAAUGGACAGUAGGUCACAAAUAUGGAUAUUAGCUGCCCUGAUACAAAGAAAUAAUUAAAUAAAAAGUAAAAAAAAAAAAAAAUAUUUGAAUUAAUAAAAAAAACCUUAAACUGCAAUUUCUCACUUUCCUGCGAACUAUCAAAGCAAUAAAUGUAAUUCGGCAUAUGUUAGUGCAAACUAGCAUUGAAUCCAGUCUUUUUUGUUUCUUUCUUUAAAAGUUUCAAUCACAAUAAAUAUUAACUGUUAUUUUUCGGCAAUUUCGAAAAUUCCACUAAUCCGCUUAAAUUAUGAGAAUUAAGUCUAGUUGUCAGCUCGGAUUAGCUGCACUUAAUUCCUGACAUGCACGAUACCAGCUGGUGGUAGCAGAGGAAGAGGAAGGCCUCCUUUGCGUUGGAAAGAUCAGGUGGAGAAGGACUUGACUUCACUUCGUGUGUCCAACUGGCGCCGGUUAGCCCGAGAAAGAAACGGUUGGCGCGCUUUGUUAAACUCAGCCAAAAUCGCGUGAGCGGUUAACGCGCCAAUUAAGAAGAAGAACAAGAAUUCCUGACAUGAUUCCGAAUUAAGUCGUUUAAUUCCAUUAAUGCAACCGUCUGUCUAGGCUACAAGACAUUUCAAGUCGUUUUUCAAAAGUGCACACAAUUUUUAAUUUUAUAUUUUUACAUGGAUUUAUUUUAUUAUUUUCUUUAUUUAACUUAUCUAACUGGUGUUACACGUACACACACACAUACGUUAAUGCUUAUUAUUCCAAUUUAUUAUUAUACACCUAUACAUAUAUUAUAUUUUUUCUUCCAUUAAAGUAUAUUGAAACAACUUAUUUAAGUCAGUUAACCUUAAAAACUUAAAAAACAAAACAAAAAAAAAAAUAUAAAAAAAUCACCAACUAUUUAGUACACGAAUAAAAUCUCAAGCGAUUUUAUUAUUCCACGUGCAAAUAAUACAAAUUAAAAGAUAACAAAAACUCGAUAAAAAUAAGUAAAUGGCAAAGCGCAUACGAACUUGUACUAUAAACCACACACACACAUACAUAUACACAGCAUAUAGAAAAUGAUGACAGAAGCCCAAUUGACAUUGUUAGUGAAUUGUCGUAAUUGUUAAAUUGAAAUUUCAAUUGCAUUACAUUUAUCUAGAAAAUCAAUCGGUCACUGAGGUCAUCCGGCGUCUAGUUGAACUUGCAAUACAAUACAAAAAAAAAAUAAAAAAUAAAAUAAAAUAAAUAAAAAUUAAAGCAAAAUAAAUUAGUUAUAUUUGUUAGUCUGUACGAGUAUGCAUAAGUGUAUGUAAUUUUUAUUAAACUUUCGCAAAGCUUAUUCAAUGUCAAAGUAGUUACAUAAGUGAAUCAGAAACAGAAAAAGGAAAA